AUCGCGAUCGAACGUUACUUUGCAAAAAUGAAGUCUUUCAUGGAAUACUCCAAUGAGUGCGAAUUUCCAAUUGAAAAUCUACCGUAUGGUGUUUUUUCUAACGAUGCAAACCGUAAAAAAAGAAUAGGCGUCGCAAUUGGAGAUCAAGUUUUAGAUCUAUCUGCAAUUUCGAAUCUAUUUGAAGGACCACUGCUAUCUGAUAAACAGCAUGUAUUUCAACAAGAAAAUCUCAAUGAUUUUAUGGCCCUUGGACGUCCCUCGUGGCUUGAAGCAAGACAUACUUUGCAAAAAUUAUUAUCUGUUGAAAAUGACGCACUGCAGAAUCCUGAUGUUCGGAGAAAAGUAUUUGUGCCUCAAGAAGAUGUAACAAUGCAUUUACCAGCUAAAAUAGGAGACUAUACCGAUUUUUAUUCUUCCUUUCACCACGCAACAAACGUCGGAAUUAUGUUUCGUGGAAAGGAGAAUGCAUUAUUGCCAAAUUGGAAACAUCUACCAGUUGGCUAUCAUGGCAGAUCAAGUUCCGUAGUUGUUUCUGGUACUCCGAUACGUAGACCUAAAGGACAAACUUUACCUGUCGAAGGAGCUGAUCCAGUUUUUGGACCAAGCAGAUUGAUGGACUUUGAAUUGGAAGUAGCAUUUUUCGUUGGUGGGUCACCCACUAAAUUGGGAGAAACAGUUUUAGCUUCCGAAGCUGGAAGCCAUAUUUUUGGAUUUGUACUCAUGAACGACUGGAGUGCUCGUGACAUUCAAAAGUGGGAGUACGUACCGUUGGGUCCGUUCGGCGCUAAAAAUUUGGGUACUUCGAUCAGUCCAUGGAUAGUCACGAUGGAAGCGUUGGAGCCUUUCAAGGUUCCUAAUAUGCCUCAAGACCCAAAACCUUUUCCAUACCUUCAACAUUCCAAUUUAUGUAAUUUUGAUAUAAAAUUGGAAGUUGACAUUAAAACGCCAACUGGAGUAGCUACAACAGUAACUCGUAGUAAUUACAAGUACAUGUAUUGGACUCCCCAACAACAACUGGCUCAUCAUACAGUUACAGGGUGUAAUAUUAAUCCUGGCGAUCUUAUGGCUUCCGGUACCAUAAGCGGAGAGUCCGCUGAUUCAUUUGGAUCGAUGCUUGAGUUAUGUUGGAAAGGAACUAAGCCAAUAGCUUUGAAGGAUGGUAGUUCAAGGAAAUUUUUGCAAGAUCAUGAUGAAGUUAUCAUAAGAGGCUAUUGUCAAGGUAAUGGAUAUAAAGUAGGUUUUGGCUCUUGCAAAGGAAAAUUACUACCAGCAAAUCAUUAAAAUCUACCAAGACUUGUAACAUUUUUUUGAACAAAUAAAAAUCCU
Trichogramma pretiosum is the source of this 1326-nucleotide messenger RNA. RefSeq names its product fumarylacetoacetase (gene Faa). Lineage: Eukaryota; Metazoa; Arthropoda; Insecta; Hymenoptera; Trichogrammatidae. The transcript is spliced from 8 exons. Gene Ontology annotation, biological process: L-phenylalanine catabolic process; L-tyrosine catabolic process; homogentisate catabolic process. The coding region runs from base 28 to 1281 and encodes 417 amino acids. The record is from RefSeq and is a predicted model, not a curated record. Gene Ontology annotation, molecular function: fumarylacetoacetase activity.